Molecule: messenger RNA, 1446 nt
Organism: Rhipicephalus microplus (southern cattle tick)
Lineage: Eukaryota; Metazoa; Arthropoda; Arachnida; Ixodida; Ixodidae
Product: kinesin-like protein KIF18B
Biological process (GO): microtubule-based movement
Molecular function (GO): microtubule binding; microtubule motor activity; ATP binding
Source: RefSeq, a predicted model, not a curated record
AUGCCACUACGCUGCAACAACCCGCCGUCGCCCUGGGCGCGCGUGAACGUGGCCGUGAGGGUGCGCCCCCUAAACGAGCGCGAGUCAGAGACCGUCCAGCAUCGUCUGCGCUGCGUGGGUGACGACAGGUGCCUCGGGUUAAACCCCAAAGCCGUAGCCGAGUCCGUCAACUUUCGAGGGCAGCAGGCAUGCGCGGGUGUCGUCAAGCCACACAAGGACUAUACUUUCAUGUUUGAUAAGGUCUUUGGUGAAGAUAAGAACAGUAAGUACAAUUGUGAGCGCACCACCAAAGAGAUGCUCACGACGCUUCUUGACGGCUACUAUUGUUCCGUUUUCGCCUACGGUGCAACCGGAACUGGCAAGACGUUCACCAUGCUGGGCUCCGAGGAUUGUCCCGGGUUGGUCUCCCUGACGGCAAGUGAGCUCUACCGGUGCGUGGAUAGGCUCCGCUCCAACAGCCAGUCAUGCGACGUUGCGGUCGCCUACAUGGAAGUCUGCAACGAGGUGGUACGCGACCUGCUGUGCCCCAAAGGACCGUCAUUGGUCGUGCGGGACGACCCAGCCAAGAGCAUCGCCAUCUCCAACCUUUCUAUUCACAACGUGAAGGAGUCUGGGACACUGUUCGAGUUCCUCCAGAAAGAGUCGUCGCGGUUUCAUACAAUAAUUCAGAUUUACAUAACGCAGACGGAGAACGUGACCAGCACGAGCAAAGAGAUUCGCGUCUCCAAGGUGAGCUUUGUCGACCUAGCUGGCUCGGAACGUGUCGCUGCCGGGAACAAAGACAUCAAGGACCAGAUACGCGAGGGCACCAAAGUUCACCUGUCGCUUCUGACCCUGGGCAACUGCUUUGAUGCCCUCUCCAAGGGUGGGGCUCAGUGGGUUCCGUACCAGGACUCUAAGGUGACGCACAUCCUGAAAGACUCUCUGGGUGGCACUUGUCGCACCCUCUUGAUGGCUUUCGUGUCGCCUUCCAAGCUCAGCUACACCGACACCCACAACACUCUCAAGUAUGCCGUGCGCGCCAUGAAGAUCGAACUGCAGGCCCAGAAAAAGGUCCACAACGUCAACGCACACACGCCUAUGUACAGCUCCCUCGUAGAGGAGUACAAGCGAAAGGUGGAAGGCCUUCAGCGCAAGCUCGACAAGGCAGAAAACGAGAAGUCCAAGCUCGAGAUCCAGGUGGUCGAGCUCAAAAAGAGCCUCGCGACGGCCAAGGACGCCCUGCUCCAAGAUCAACAUACUGACGCCGGCAGCAUCGUUCCAGCUUCGCAUAACGAUGCCCUGUCGACGACGUCCGUCCUCUCACUGACCAUCGAGGCGAACGAGCGCAGCGACGACAGCAGGACGGCCUACUUCUCGACACUACCAGAAAGAUCUAUGCAGCACGAGCGGACAUCAUUAGGCAGAAAUGGGAAAACGAAAACAUCCUUCGCGCCAGCGUGUUGA